AUGUAUUUUGAAAUCGAAGAAUUCGUACGUAUUAAAGGCGAGUCGUCAUAUGCAUUAGGAAGGAGAUUUGAGCUGUUUUGUUGUGAGUUGUUGGCGAGGUAUUUUGAAGAACUAGGUGCGAUAGUUACACAUACGGGGGCGAGUAGUGAUGGAGGUCGAGAUAUUAUUGUGGAUAUGGAUGGCUAUAGAUUCGUGGUUCAAUGUCGAGAAGAAGCUGAUGCGUUUUUAACAGUAGUUCGAAGAGGAAAUUUUGAUUUUGGAAUUCUUGUUGGGGUCUUGGAACAAAAAAUUGCAAAAGGGGCAUAUGAUGCGGCUGAUGAGUCAGGAGGCGAUAUUAUUGUUACUUUGUAUACUAGAAUGUGUCAAGAUAUUAAGAGGUUGAUCGCUGGUCGAUUAACUGAACAAAUUCGCAUAUUAGAAAAUAGAAAUAGAUUAUUUAUUUUAAAUUAUAAUUUAAUAUAUUAUUCAUUCUCUGUAAC
Molecule: messenger RNA, 479 nt
Organism: Cetraspora pellucida
Lineage: Eukaryota; Fungi; Glomeromycota; Glomeromycetes; Diversisporales; Gigasporaceae
Source: the annotation of a GenBank genome assembly